CUCUUGUCCUGGUGUCUCGCCUCCCCUACGUGAAUCUCUUCCAGACCUUGCUGCAGCUCAUAGCCCCAGAGUACUUUGACAAGCUGGACCCGUGCCUGGAGUGUGCAGCGAGAUUGACCAGUGGCCGCCUCCUGUGCCUGGCCAGACCCUCAAUCUCCCAGUGAUGGGCGUCGUCAUUCAGAACCUCUUGCCUGCCCCCCUAGUCCUCCCCAGCAUCCAUGAACUGGACCUCUUCAGGUGCUUCCAGCCAGUGCUGAUCCACCUGCAGAUGCUGUGGGAGCUGCUUCUUCUGGGGGAGCCCCUCGUGGUCAUGGCGCCUUCGCCUGCCGCCUCCUCAGAGAUGGUCCUCGCCCUGACCAGCUGCCUGGCCCCUCUGAAGUUCUGCUGCGACUUCCGCCCCUACUUCACCAUCCACGACAGCGAGUUCAAGGAGUACACGACGCGGACGCAGGCCCCGCCAAGUGUUGUCCUGGGCGUCACCAACCCCUUCUUCAUCAAGACUCUGCAGCACUGGCCACACAUCCUGCGCCUGGGGGACCUCAAGAUGACCGGGGAUUUGCCCAAGCAGGUCAAGGUGAAGAAGCUGGCCAAGCUGAAGACCUUGGAUGCCAAGCCGGGACUUUACACCUCCUACAAGACCUUCUUGCACAAGGACAAGACCCUGAUCAAGCAGCUCUUGAAGGGCAUCCACAAGAAGCAGCCUUCCGAUGCCCAGAGCGCCCUGCUGCGGCGCCACCUCCUGGAGCUCACGCAAAGUUUCAUUAUACCUCUGGAGCACUACAUGGCGAGCCUCAUGCCGCUACAGAGGGCCAUCACCCCCUGGAAGAACCCCCCUCAGAUCCGCCCUUUCCAGCAGGAGGACUUCCUCAAGACCCUGGAGCAUGCUGGGCCUCAGCUCACCUGCGUGCUGAAGGGGGACUGGGUGGGCCUGUACAGGCGCUUCUUCCGAUCCCCGAACUUUGAUGGCUGGUACCGCCAGAGGCACCGGGAGAUGAUGCACAAGCUGGAGGCCCUGCACCUGGAAGCCAUCGCGGAGGCGAACAUCCGGGCCUGGGUGAAGGACAAGUCUGAGGUUGAGGUGGUGGACCUGGUCCUGAAGCUCCAGGAGAAGCUGGUGCGCGCCAGGUGCCAUCGCCUCCCCGUGAAGGAGGAGAUUCUGCAUCGGGUGGGCCUCUACAUCGCCACCAUCGUUGGGUCGCUCCCCGAGGACCUCCAGGCCGUCCUGGGGCCCCAGUAGAGGCCGUCUGAGCCAGAGGAACCCGGCUGCGGGGAGGCAGCUGCCCCCCAUCUUGGCAGGCUGGGCCUGGAGUGGGGCGCCCCAUGGGCUCUUGGGGGAGGCUGCCCUUCCUCCCCACAGAAGCUCUUCUGCCUGCAGGACCCUCUUCUUUGCCCGAGGAUGGUCUCCUGCCAGUUGCUGCGCCCACAUCUCCCCUGGGCCGGAGAAGGGAGAAACGUUUCCUGCAAGGCAGACGGUGGCCCUCACGCGAGCAGGCCCCUCUCCUUCAUGGCCCUGCGUGAGGGCAAGUGGCAGCCCCUCCACCCUGCCCCCCAACCUCCCUCAUGUGUGUCUGGAUGUGCCUGCUGUGCAGUGGCAGUAAAUCAAUAAGUGUUGGUUGUCAGGAGCCUUUGCUGCGGAGCUUUGCCUCGGCCAUCUUUAUUUAUUGCCUUUUUACACACACACCCCUUGUCUAAGCCAGAGGUUCCCAAUGCGGGGGGCAGUGGGAUUCCCUGGCGGGGCACUGGAAAAACAAAGGACCACCAGCCUUUGAAAAGCUGGCAUCACUGGAUCCAGUUCACACGUUUUGUUGCAUUAAACUCAAUUGUUUUAACAGGCUUUGGAAUAAAUG
Messenger RNA from Lacerta agilis (Sand lizard), 1847 nucleotides. It is a transcript of the gene DENND6B, whose product is annotated as DENN domain containing 6B. Lineage: Eukaryota; Metazoa; Chordata; Lepidosauria; Squamata; Lacertidae. The transcript is spliced from 14 exons. Bases 164 to 1237 code for a protein of 357 amino acids. Gene Ontology annotation, cellular component: recycling endosome. Gene Ontology annotation, molecular function: guanyl-nucleotide exchange factor activity. The record is from RefSeq and is a predicted model, not a curated record.